UGAAUCUGUAAUCGGUGGCCGCCGGGCACCCGGGGCGGAGGCGGCUCGGGCUCGGGCUCCGGAGCUGUGCUAGGUGUGGGCCGCCCCCCACACCACCCUAAGUGAUCAUGGAUCCUGGAGCUGGACCAGAGUCAUCCCUGACUGUCAAUGAGCAGGUCAUUGUGAUGUCAGGCCAUGAGACCAUCCGCGUGCUGGAAGUUGGGGUGGAUGCCCAGAUCUCUGCUGAGGAGGAGGGCAAAGGACUGGAGGGCGUCGCUGCCGAGAGCUCCCAGAGCAGAGGCCCUGCUGAAGCCAGUGAGCCGGCCGGUGACGCCGGGCCAGACAACCCAGACUCCUCUGCAGAGGCAACUGUGAAGUCUCUCCCGGGGAUCCCUCCGAGCCCUGCCCCUGCUGGUGCCACCUUCAGCCAGGCCCCAAGCCAGCCUCAGGCAUCGCAGACCCUGACGCCACUGGCUGUACAAGCUGCCCCCCAGGUCUUGACUCAGGAAAACUUAGCCACAGUUCUGACAGGAGUUAUGGUUCCAGCAGGGGCGGUUACUCAACCUCUUCUUAUCCCCAUCAGUAUUGCAGGUCAAGUGGCUGGUCAGCAGGGGCUGGCCGUGUGGACAAUUCCUACAGCAACCGUGGCUGCCCUCCCGGGACUGACAGCUGCUUCUCCCACGGGGGGAAUUUUCAAGCCACCUUUAGCCGGUCUGCAAGCAGCCGCCGUGCUGAACGCCGCCCUCCCGACACCCGUACAAGCUGUCCCGCCGGUCCAGGCCUCCUCGCCCACCCAGCCUCGGCCAGCGGCCCAGCCCCAGACGCUGUUCCAGACCCAGCCGCUGCUGCAGACCACGCCGGCCAUCCUACCGCAGCCGACAGCUGCCACCGCUACCGCCCCCGCCCCCAAGCCAGUGGACACCCCCCCACAGAUCACCGUCCAGCCUGCAGGCUUUGCGCUGAGCCCAGGAAUUAUCAGUGCCGCUUCCCUUGGGGGACAGACCCAGAUCCUAGGCUCCCUCACUACCACUCCGGUCAUUGCCAACGCCAUUCCCAGCAUGCCAGGGAUCAGCAGUCAGAUCCUCACCAACGCUCAGGGACAGGUUAUUGGAGCACUUCCGUGGGUAGUGAACUCGGCUAGCGUGGCAGCCCCGGCACCAGCCCAAAGCCUGCAGGUCCAGGCUGUGACACCCCAACUGCUGUUGAAUGCCCAGGGCCAGGUGAUUGCGACCCUGGCCAGCAGCCCCCUGCCUCCGCCCGUGGCUGUCAGGAAGGCAAGCACGCCUGAGUCCCCUGCUAAGAGUGAGGCGCAGCCCAUCCAGCCCACGCCGGCCGUGCCGCCGCCCGCCGUGGUCAUCGCCAGCCCGGCCCCGGCCGCCAAGCCGUCUGCCUCUGCUCCCGUUCCCAUCACCUGCUCCGAGACCCCCACGGUCAGCCAGUUGGUAUCCAAGCCACAUACCCCGAGUCUGGAUGAGGACGGAAUCAACUUGGAAGAGAUCCGGGAGUUUGCCAAGAACUUUAAGAUCCGGCGGCUGUCCCUGGGCCUCACGCAGACUCAGGUGGGUCAGGCUCUGACUGCAACGGAAGGCCCAGCCUACAGCCAGUCAGCUAUCUGCCGGUUUGAGAAGCUGGAUAUCACGCCCAAGAGUGCCCAGAAGCUAAAGCCAGUGCUGGAAAAGUGGCUGAACGAAGCCGAACUCCGGAACCAGGAAGGGCAGCAGAACCUGAUGGAGUUCGUGGGAGGUGAGCCCUCCAAGAAACGCAAACGCCGCACCUCCUUCACCCCCCAGGCCAUAGAGGCUCUGAACGCCUACUUCGAGAAGAACCCGCUGCCCACGGGCCAGGAGAUCACCGAGAUUGCUAAGGAGCUCAACUAUGACCGCGAGGUCGUGCGGGUCUGGUUCUGCAAUCGGCGCCAGACGCUCAAGAACACCAGCAAGCUGAAUGUCUUUCAGAUCCCCUAGGGCUCGGCCCCCAGCCCUGUGUUCCAGCACUUUGUACAUUUCCCUUGGCCCCUGGCUGCGGCCACUGCUGUGACGGCACCUGUCAUUCCGCCACGUGCAGCUGCGCUGGUCCUGGGUCGUGAGACUCCACUGUGUGCAUGUGCGUUCACUGCCUCCCUUCUCUCCUCCAUGCAGCUCACAUCACGGGGAGGGCAGAGGGGCCCACCUGCGAGCUCCAGGCUCGGGGCUGGUCACGUCAAGGGAUCCCUCCCUUAAGUGGUGUCACUUAAAGAAGCACUUUGCUUAUGUGGUUUUUGAAGGGUGAAUUCUGGUUGGGAACCAGAAACUCCCCAUGUCUGGGGCAGGGCUGCGACAGCCCCUGUGUACCACUGGCCCUUAGCUCUUGUCUUUGAUGGCAUUCUUUCUCCACCCUCUCUUCCCCUCUGCUCCUCUGUGGAAGUGUCACAGGUACCAGCAGCUUGUCCAGCGGAACCACAGCCUCGACUCCCACCCUUUGCCUGCAGGUACCCUGUCCUUGAAAGGACCCAAGAGGCACAGUUCCAAAAAGUGUGAUGAGCUGCUCAGAAGGUGAGGCUCAAUUUCUGCCUUGCCCUCAAGGUCAGAAGGUUCCCGCAGCCCCCGGGGCCAGAACGUGUGAUCUCCUUUCCCACUUCUCCCUGCUUCCUUUGGGGGGAAAUUGCACUAAAGCAGAACCCAUUCAUUUGUAAUCCAGGUGGAAGGAAGCAGCUUUGAACUCUGGCCGUCCUGGAGUGGACCUGGGUCUACGGCAGGUUGGGAACUUAAUAGAUAAACCCAUCCUUUCCGAUUUUAAUCUAAACCCUGCCUGUGGCUGUCUCCCCCACUAGACAGUGAGGGGGAAAGAACCGGCAGCCUGGAAAAUCCCACUGCCCAAGCUCACAGCACCCCGGAGAGAAAUGAGGAAAGGAAUGCUGACUCUCUCUUGUCCUCCCAUUCACCCCCAACCCAGUGCUGGGCCUUCUCAGAGGGCCAUGUGAAACCCUAAACCAGACAGCAAGGCCCUGGGGAAAAGGCCAACAUCCAGAAAGAAUGGAUGGCAGCCCAGGAAAGUCUCUUGUGGAAGGUGACUUAACUCUAAUUUUCUUGGUGACUUCGAGCCUUGGAUACUGGAGGAGAAAUCUUGUUUUGUCUGGAGUCUUAGACCAUGUGUUUGUGCAAACAACCCCCCCGCCAACUGUCCCCGCCCGCCAGAGCUCCUCUGAGUCAAGAAUACACCCCGAAGCAGGGUGGGUUUUACCUGUAGAGAGGACAGUGGUGGCCCACUGGAGGGGGCAGCCCAUCCAAGCUGCUAAGUGAGUUUCCCAGCCUCGCUGUGGCUGGACAACCUCUGGCACUCAGUAUAUUACCCCGGGAGGUGGGGAGAGCACUAAGAGGCUUGCUUAGAUGAAGCUAGGCUCACUGUGUAGACCGUCCCCAAGGACCACAAAUCACAGAGCCAGGUCUCCAGCAACUGCCCUCCAUGGCACCUCACACGAUAUGCCCUGACAAAGUGGCUGCCAGGCCAGGGCACAUCCUGCCUCCACUGGUCACUGGCACAGAGUCGCCUCCUCAUCUGGCUUCCUCUGGCUUGUUUCUUGCCUACAGCUGGUUCCUGUCUGGCCCUACAACACCAGAGAGGCCACUCUCUUGGUAGCCCUGCCAGCGAGAGGACAAUUGUGUGUCAAAUUUCCCCCAACUCUCCUAUGCACACACACACUCCUGCCCCACUGCAUUUGGACCGGCCAAACUUUCCAGAGUGUGGUGGGAAUGAGGAAGCAGGCGGGCACCCUGCCUGCCCCAAGGCUCCCGGGAGAGAAUACAUCUCCAAGGGGGAGGCUUCAUGCUCAAGUUCAGGCUUAUCCACCUGUGUCAGUGAGAUGAGGGGCUCACUUGGGAAGGGCAUUGUAAACAAGUUUUCAGCAAGAAGAGUUGGAGUACUGGGGUUUGAAGGAUUCAGGGACUUACACUUCCAUAAAUUUGGGAGACACAGGCUUUCACCCACAAACACUUGUGUUCAGAUAUGCUUUCUUUUUUGGGGAGAGGCAAGUGGGUCACAGCUGGAGCCCUGCGAGGAGCAUAUAAUCCAGGGUGUGUCCGAGUGUAUAUGCAGGACGAUACCAUCUGUCCUGGUCUGUGAAAAGAAGAUAAUGAAGUCCUGGUCUAAAUUAGGCCUGGCCACGCUCUCUCAGCUCCUCCCUUGUCUAAAUCUGUCUUCCCAAGGCUGGGUUAGAACGACACCAUUUUCUCCUCUGAAGGAAGGAUGAGUAGGUCAUUCAGAGGAAUGAAACGGGCAGAAUUUUUGCAGGCUGAAUUCCCCAGGUAGGGGGUGCAGAGUGUCCCAGAAGCUCCCCCCAGUGUAGAGCCCUCGGGGAACAGCUAUCCGUACCAGAGGUGGGUUUUCUGUUUUGUUUCUGGUAGCAUCUGGUUCUGAGGGGUGUCGAUAUGAAUUUUGUUUUGCAGUCAAAUGCUCUACCACUGAGCCAUACCCCCAUGAAUUUUGUUUUGAAAGCACCUUUCUGGACGGAAGCCAGAGCUUAGUGGCUCCUUUGCCAUGAAAAGGCAGGAGAGAGGGCAGAAAUGGUUUAACUGUUUGUGUGUGGUCUUGUUUGUUGGUUUUUGUUUUAAAUGAAAGAAACAUGAAAACUUCCUACAGGCUGGUGAAUCAGCUGGGGUCUUUGGCCCUGCACCAUCCAUAGCAUUUUAUCUACGGGGGCAACCGGGAAAGAAUUUGGCCAAAUGGAUUGAGGACCGCACUUGAAUUUGGAAUGAGAGUCCCUGACGUUUUUGUGUCCUUGGAGACCCAGUCACCCUCCAGUCACCUUCCUCUGCCUAGACUCCCUUCCUGUCUCAUAAGCCAGGCUCUGACACUGAGGUCCUGACUCUUCCCUGACAUGGGGCAAAGCCUGCUGAGAGCUGGAGCGCGGGGUGGGGAGGGGGAAACUGGGAUGUAGUUGUGUGGAAUAAACAGUAUUUUUCUUUUGUA
Hyaena hyaena (striped hyena) is the source of this 4923-nucleotide messenger RNA. It is a transcript of the gene POU6F1, whose product is annotated as POU class 6 homeobox 1. Lineage: Eukaryota; Metazoa; Chordata; Mammalia; Carnivora; Hyaenidae. Gene Ontology annotation, biological process: regulation of transcription by RNA polymerase II. The coding region runs from base 108 to 1943 and encodes 611 amino acids. The record is from RefSeq and is a predicted model, not a curated record. The transcript is spliced from 11 exons. Gene Ontology annotation, molecular function: RNA polymerase II cis-regulatory region sequence-specific DNA binding; DNA-binding transcription factor activity, RNA polymerase II-specific.